Phycodurus eques (leafy seadragon) is the source of this 1810-nucleotide messenger RNA. It is a transcript of the gene lipia, whose product is annotated as lipase, member Ia. The transcript has 11 exons. The record is from RefSeq and is a predicted model, not a curated record. Bases 118 to 1491 code for a protein of 457 amino acids. Gene Ontology annotation, molecular function: lipase activity; carboxylic ester hydrolase activity. Gene Ontology annotation, biological process: lipid metabolic process. NCBI's taxonomy places the organism in Eukaryota, Metazoa, Chordata, Actinopteri, Syngnathiformes, Syngnathidae.
CUGAAGUGAACAGUGCCUCAACAUGUAGGGAUAAAAACACAGGAUCGCCUCUUCGAGAUUUAAAAUCUUGGACACAAUAGGGCAGGGACGUCUUCCCUACAACUAAGAUAAAUUUGCAUGUGGCUGGCCUCAAGCAUGUCCCUGUGGCAAAACCUGACACUUCUCUUGGCAAUAACUGUUAAUAUAUGCAAAGCUAAGGGAUGUGCCGACUUAACAGAUUUAGAGUUGGCUCAUGCGAUCAUCGGCACCAGCCUCAGGAUAAGGUUGCUGCUGUUCACCAGAGACACAAAACACUGCGGCUCGCUUCUCUCUCACACCAACUUCUCGGCCGAUCCUCACUUCAACCUGUCUCGACCCACUACCUUUAUCAUCCACGGGUAUCGGCCCACGGGCACUCCCCCCGUCUGGGCUCACCGGAUCAAAGACCUGCUUCUGGCCAGAAAAGACAUCAAUGUCAUAUUAGUAGACUGGAACCGCGGAGCUGCUAAUGUGAAUUAUUUCAAAGCGGUAGAGAACACGCACAAGGCCGGAGAAAACCUCACUGCCUUCCUUAAAUUGAUGAAGGAGCACGGUACCUCUCUGAGUGACAUCCACAUGAUCGGAAUCAGUCUUGGCGCUCACAUUUCAGGUUUUGUGGGCGCUAACCUGAAUGGUACAAUUGGAAGAAUUACAGCUCUGGAUCCUGCCGGGCCUGAGUUCACUGGCGCUACCCCAGAAAACCGCCUGGAUCCCACAGAUGCCCAGUUUGUGGAUGCUUUGCACACGGACAUAGAUGCCCUGGGCUACAGAGAAGCUCUAGGUCACAUUGAUUUUUACGCCAAUGGAGGAACAGAUCAACCUGGCUGCCCUAAAACCAUCUUCUCAGGAAUGUCCUACUUUAAAUGUGACCACCAGAGAUCUGUGUACCUCUACUGUGAGUCCUUGAAUCACACUUGCACCAGCAGGGCGUUCCCAUGCGCCUCCUACAAGGACUUCCGGGAUGGCAAGUGCACAAGCUGUGAGCAGUUUGGUGACGCUGGAUGCCCUGUGUUGGGUUAUGACAUCGACAAGUGGAGACCCAUUUUGUUGGAGCUGGGCCAAACCAAAACUUUCUUCAUUACAAAUGAAAAGGCUCCAUUCUGCAUGGCAAAUUACAGACUGGAUGUGGUGAUCUGGAAUGAGGACGACCACUGGGGCUAUAUCACUGUUAAACUUCACGGGAAUGCUACGGAGGCUGUGGCAAAGAUUGACCAUAAAGCUGCCCAGUUCCAGAAGUUCACUGAGAUGAAGUUGUUUGCCCAGUUUGACACUGACCUCAAGUCAGUGAACAAGAUGUCUCUCAUAUUCUCCACUGGGAAUGUUUUCAAGUCCAAGUACAAACUGCGGGUUCUCCGGAUCCGUCUCACACAUCUGGAACGUCACUACAGGCCUCUGUGUCGUUAUGACCUGGUCCUCAAGGAAAGCAAAGAGGUCUCCUUCACCCCACUUCCCUGCCAAGAGUCCAACUUCUGAAGCUAAAUCACAGGACAAACUUGCACCAUUUAUUCUGAAAGUCACCUGUGAGCCUCUCCAGGACAUACACAAUGUGUUACAUCGAAUGUACUGUCUGUCUUUUUCUGAGUGAUUUAAAUUUAUCUGAUGCCACUGAAAAUUAAGUUAGUUCUCAAUCAGAUAAAAAAACCCUUGCAAUGAUAUCUCACAUAUAACAGUAUUGUGUUCAUAAAGUGAAUGUAAAUAUAGGUAAUGUUUCAUCCAUAACCUCUUGAUAUUAUAGUGCUGUACAACUGGAUAUAUGUAUAUUAACUGACCAGAUAAAAGUAUAUAUUAUUUA